UUGGAUACAAACCCUCCAUGACAGAAGGAGUCGGACGGUAGCUAUGCGCUCUCUGCGGUUCAUAAGUGCGGAGGCUCUGGUAUCCGACACGCAGCGGGUCAGGAGGAAUCUCGGCAGUGUUGCACACAAUCUUUUCCCCCUGCUUUUCAAGGCCGGUUUCUUGCAGGAGCAGGGCGACGUGAUCCAUGACCUAGUAGAAAACUGGCCGCUGCCAGAACUGAACAUCGGGAGACUGCUGGGCAGGACAGCAGAUCACGAGGAAGACCUCACCAGCAGAGCCUGCUUUGUGUGUUUGUCCAGCUGUCUGGCUGGUCUGAGAGACUAUGUGCUGAAUUGUUCCUCUCCCUACGCCAAGCGACUCAAAAUGGUGGACCUCACGGGCAUCAAAGAUGUGGAAGUUCAGCUCUGCAAAUGUCAGAAGACGCUGGGGCGCUGGGCCAGGACGGAGAUGCUCUGCAAGAUCUGCUUCGAUCUGCUUAUUGAGAUCCAAAGACGCCAGCUUGGCCCCUACGUUUCCGAGAUUUCUGUCGAUGUUCUCGUCAAUCUUUUUGUGACAGAGAGAAGCUAUGAGCUGGCUGUCCAGGCCUUGUUUUUGAGGCACCACAGCCCCCUGAAGAUUCACUGCGUGGCCUUCAGAGCAGACAACCUGGCCCCGCGCAAGCUCUUCUACAUCAUCAAGCUUGUGGAGCCCUCUUUGCUGCGCCGGUUCGAAGUGGUCCAUAAUGUGCGGCUGGAAAUGGAGCACCUGCAGGUCCUGCUGAAUAACGUCCACUUCCCUCAGCUGACGGCCCUCAUGCUCCCAGCGAGGACCUUUGACGUGAGGAGAUUUGCUCCGGAGGACGAAGCCACCCUGGCGAGCACUGGAGAAAAGCUAAGCCAGAUGACCCAACUGACGGAGCUGAGCCUGCCGUUUUCCACCCUCACGGGAAGGAUACGCAAACUGCUCAGCCCAUUGAAAACCCCUCUGAAAGUGCUGGAUGUCUCUAACUGCUCCUUAAACCAUGCCGACAUGGCAUAUUUAGCCAACAGUCUUCAUUCUAACCACCUGGAAGUUCUAGAUCUCAGCGGACAUGAUGUGACAGACCUUUACCCAUCCACCUUCUUCAAACUUCUGAACCACUCGUCUCACACACUGAAGAGCCUCACCCUCGAGGAGUGCAACAUUCAAGACAUCCACGUCAACAUGCUGGUUUUGGGACUGGUCCCCUGCCGGAAGCUGGAGGAACUGAAGUUCCUCGGAAAUCCUCUAUCUUCUCGAGGGCUGAAGUGCCUUUUCAAUAUUUUCGUUGACUUUCUUAGGCUGAAAUAUAUUGAAUUCCCAGUUCCGAAAGACUGUUAUCCAAACGACAUCAGUUACCCAAUUAAUGAAGCCGAUCUUUCGAAAUUUGAUCGCCAGAAAUAUGAGAGGAUAGCGGAAGACCUUCACAUGAUUUUGCUGGAGGCAAAGCGUGACGACAUCAAGGCUUCCACGCCGCUCUUUGGCAGCUACGAUGCAGCAGUGCAGGAAACGGGGAAUGAACUGGGAUCCUUUUUGCUGAAGUCCUUCAGAGACGCCCUAGAGAGCUUCAGUAGGGCACUCCAGGAAAUUAACUGAAGUUUAAAGCUGACAAGCGGCACUUUUCCAAUCCGUGAAUCAAA
Heteronotia binoei (common prickly gecko) is the source of this 1638-nucleotide messenger RNA. It is a transcript of the gene LRRC14B, whose product is annotated as leucine rich repeat containing 14B. Gene Ontology annotation, molecular function: protein binding. NCBI's taxonomy places the organism in Eukaryota, Metazoa, Chordata, Lepidosauria, Squamata, Gekkonidae. The record is from RefSeq and is a predicted model, not a curated record. The transcript has 2 exons. The coding region runs from base 44 to 1594 and encodes 516 amino acids. Gene Ontology annotation, cellular component: cytoplasm.